CUAGCUCGAGUAAGUGAGAGAGCGAACUGGACUAUACCACCUGCCAUAUUGAGGGGGGUGUGUGUGUGGAAAUGGGGGUUCCCUGAUCCUCAACGCCACGGAUGCGGGGGGAAGAGGCACCCACUUAGUCCCUGGGGGAAGCGGCGACGGCCGGUUAGGCGUUGGGUAAACAGCCCCCGCGUGCUUGGAGAGGGAGUCCGGGCCGGGGGAGAAGCCCCUCCUCCCACGCGCACACACGCGCCGCUCUGUGUCUAUUGUGAAGCCUUUGGGGAGCUCCGCGCCGCUGCCCCCCCCCAGCUCGCGCCGGGUUCGGGUCCUCCCCCCUCCACAACGAUUCUCUCCAGCGGGGAGAGGCGCUUGGAAGGAGCCGUUUGAACUUCGGAUUCGUACAGACCAGGGGGCAGCGCGAGCUUCUGGGGCGCUGAGAGGGCGGGGCUGGUCGGCGGCAUGAAGGUGUGAGAGGAGCAGCGCACGGACCGGAGAGAGUUGGAAGAGAAAGAUAAGCUUUCUCAACUUGGAAUGAACUAGUCAUUGAACUGAUCUAGUUGGUUUCAGAACCCUCAAGCCAUGUCGAAGGGCAUUGUUUGGAUUUUCUACCACAGUAUUCGUCUCAGUUUCUGAAAGAGAUGGCUGGACUUCUAAUCAGAGCAUUGAACCUGGACCUCACUAGUGACAGCUCCUGCCAUUCUUUUGUAUUUACUGCUGGCCAGUUGGUUUAAAGUUCUCACUAGUAAAUGUCUGACAGAUUUUCAAGUAUAGACAUUUGGUGUGCUAGCCCUCUGAUAUCUCAAAAUGCCAUUAGUGAAAAGAAACAUAGACCCCAGGCACCUGUGUCACACAGCACUGCCCAGAGGCAUCAAGAAUGAACUGGAAUGUGUCACCAAUAUCUCGUUGGCAAAUAUAAUUAGACAACUGAGUAGUCUAAGUAAAUAUGCUGAAGAUAUAUUUGGUGAGCUUUUCAACGAAGCACACAGUUUCUCCUUCAGGGUUAACUCCUUACAAGAACGUGUGGACCGUUUAUCUGUCAGUGUUACACAACUUGACCCAAAGGAAGAAGAACUGUCAUUGCAGGAUAUUACAAUGAGAAAAGCUUUCCGGAGUUCCACAAUUCAAGAUCAGCAGCUGUUUGACCGCAAGACUCUGCCUAUUCCUUUGCAGGAGACUUAUGACACUUGUGAACAACCUCCCCCACUCAACAUACUCACCCCUUACAGAGAUGACGGAAAAGAAGGUUUGAAGUUUUACACCAAUCCUUCAUAUUUCUUUGAUCUAUGGAAAGAAAAGAUGUUGCAGGACACCGAGGACAAGAGAAAGGAAAAGAGAAAGCAGAAGCAGAAAAAUCUCGAUCGCCCUCAUGAACCGGAAAAAGUGCCCAGGGCGCCUCAUGACAGACGGCGAGAGUGGCAGAAGUUAGCCCAAGGUCCAGAACUUGCUGAGGAUGACGCUAAUCUCUUACAUAAGCACAUUGAAGUUGCUAAUGGCCCAGCCUCGCAUUUCGACUCAAGACCUCAGCCAUAUGUGGAUCAUAUGGAUGGAUCCUACUCCCUUUCUGCAUUACCCUAUAGUCAGAUGACUGAACUUCUGAGCAGAGCUGAGGAGCGAGUGUUGGUCAGACCACAUGAGCCACCACCCCCUCCACCAAUGCAUGGUGCAGGGGAUGUGAAACCCAUACCUCCUUGUAUUAGCUCCACCACAGGUUUGAUAGAAAAUCGUCCUCAGUCACCAGCAACAGGCAGGACACCAGUGUUUGUGAGCCCCACCCCACCCCCUCCUCCUCCUCCUCUUCCAUCUGCUUUGUCCACUUCUUCAUUGAGAGCUGCAAUGACUUCCACCCCUCCUCCACCCAUACCUCCACCACCACCACCUCCAGCAGCUGUUUUGCAAGCACCAGCAGUGCCACCUCCACCAGCUCCUCUCCAGAUUGCUCCUGGAGUUCUUCAUCCAGCUCCUCCUCCAAUCGCACCACCUCUAGCACAGCCCUCUCCUCCAGUCACUAGAGCUGCCCAAGUAUGUGAAACUGUACCAGUUCAGCCAGUUCCACAAGCUGAAGUGCAAGGACUUCCUCCUCCCCCCCCACCUCCUCCACUGCCUCCCCCUGGCAUUCGACCCUCAUCUCCUGUCUCAGUUGCCACCCUCUCUCAUCCUCCCACAACCAUUGUUCCUGGCCCUCAUGCUCCACUAAUGCCUCCAUCUCCACCAUCCCAAGUGAUUCCUGCUCCUGAACCCAAACGCCACCCAUCAACUCUACCUGUAAUCAGCGAUGCCAGAAGCGUUCUACUGGAAGCAAUACGAAAAGGUAUUCAGCUACGCAAAGUCGAAGAGCAGCGUGAACAAGAAGCUAAACAUGAGCGCAUUGAGAAUGAUGUUGCCACUAUAUUGUCUCGCCGCAUUGCUGUGGAAUACAGUGAUUCAGAAGAUGAUUCAGAGUUUGAUGAAGUGGAUUGGUUGGAGUAAAAUAGAUACAUUGAUAUACACUGAAUGCUAAUGUCCAUUGUGGUGAUUGUUCUUUGAAAACAUUUGAUGGUCAUUUCUAGUGGGUUUUGGAUUUUUUUUUCUUUACACUACACAUCAUUAAUCCAUGUUUUUCUACUUUUCCGUUUUCUUGUAAACUACUAGCACAUCUUUGAAACUAAAUGUUUUACAGUGGCUUUUCUUUUCUUUUUUUGAAAGAACAUAUUUUGUUCCAGUAGACCACUAAGUAUUAAGCAUGGGCAGCUGUUGGUAGAGUAGCAGUUUCAAUAUUUUGGCAUAUCUUAACUGUGCACUUUGUGAAUUUUAAGUUAAUGAAGGUAACUGAGAUUGAAAUUCCGAGGGCAGCUGUAUGUACUAAUGAGCCUUAUUCCAUUUUUGAUAAAUGUUUUUAAAAACCUAGCUAUCAAAAUAUACAUCUGUACACUAAGAAGGUACAUAUAGUUAGCAGCACUGAUCACAAUGAAAGGAAAAAAGGAUCUUUGGGGGCUUUUAUUGUUUUAUUGUUGUUUUUUAAAUAAUUAUGGCCUUAUUUGAAUGUUUAGAGGUUUCCCCCUCCCUCACAGGUACAUAUCGUGUGGUACUAUUUUGCCUGCAUACAAAAGUUUAAAUUUUUUCUGUGUGAAAUCUUCUGACUUAAACAUGCUGUGUAACUUAUGUAACUGUUAAAAAUAACAGUUUGGU
Messenger RNA from Mauremys mutica (yellowpond turtle), 3153 nucleotides. It is a transcript of the gene WASF1, whose product is annotated as WASP family member 1. The transcript has 11 exons. Gene Ontology annotation, biological process: actin cytoskeleton organization; positive regulation of Arp2/3 complex-mediated actin nucleation. Lineage: Eukaryota; Metazoa; Chordata; Testudines; Geoemydidae. Bases 793 to 2454 code for a protein of 553 amino acids. The record is from RefSeq and is a predicted model, not a curated record. Gene Ontology annotation, cellular component: cytoskeleton; lamellipodium; SCAR complex. Gene Ontology annotation, molecular function: actin binding; protein kinase A regulatory subunit binding; Arp2/3 complex binding.